Penaeus chinensis is the source of this 1636-nucleotide messenger RNA. RefSeq names its product serine/threonine-protein kinase 17B-like. The record is from RefSeq and is a predicted model, not a curated record. Gene Ontology annotation, biological process: intracellular signal transduction; positive regulation of apoptotic process; protein phosphorylation. Bases 190 to 1077 code for a protein of 295 amino acids. Gene Ontology annotation, cellular component: nucleus. Gene Ontology annotation, molecular function: protein serine/threonine kinase activity; ATP binding. The transcript has 4 exons. Lineage: Eukaryota; Metazoa; Arthropoda; Malacostraca; Decapoda; Penaeidae.
GCUAAGCCACUUACACCCGAAGAGGCAGAAGCUAAGCCACUUACACCCGAAGAGGUAGAAGCUAAGCCACUUACACCCGAAGAGGCAGAAGCUAAGCCACUUACACCCGAAGAGGUAAAAUCUACGGCACUUGUACUUGAAGAAAUAAAAGCUAAGCCACUAACAUCUGUAGUGACAAUAGUUGAGCCAAUGACACCAGGAACAGAAGCAGAGGUUAAGCCGAUCUCGCCAGAAACAGAAGCAGAGGUUAAGCCGAUCUCGCCAGAAACAGAAGCAGAGGUUAAGCCGAUCUCGCCAGAAACAGAAGCAGAGGUUAAGCCGAUCUCGCUAAGUAUAGAAACUAAGCCACUCACAGAAGAUAAGCACAUUGUUUCUGAAACUAAGCCCAUCGAGCCCAGUGAAGAAAAAGCCAAGCCAUCCAUCCCCGACCUGAAAACGGGACCCAAGCCAGCACAGAUCGAUUCGACCCCAACCAUUCCCGGAGUCAAAACUCAAGCCAAGGUCUCCAGCCCCCAAGCCAAGCCAGCAUUUCGUCCAGUCAUCCGGCUUAUUGACCUCGGGAGCGCGCGUCGUGUGUCUCCUCCGUCGGCCAGUAGUCGAUGGGGCCUUCCUUCAGGGCCGAGGGUGGUAUCCCAGAAGGACCCCCCUGUGCUUGCAGGAUCUCCCGAGUUUUUGGCUCCUGAACUGGUCCGGAGGCUGAGUGUGGGUGUUCCUGCUGACUACUGGAGCCUGGGCGUGCUGAUCUACGUCCUGGUCAGCGGUCGAUCUCCCUUCCUCGGCGUCUCUCCUGAGGCGACCUGCAGAAACAUCCUGUCAGGAGAAGUGCGGUUUCCCGUCGAGCACUUCGCCUCAGUCACAGACGAGGCUUGCGAACUCACCCGCGAUCUCCUGGUCCAUGACCCUGCGGAGCGCCCUGACCUCGAUCGGGUUCUGGCUCACCCCUGGUUCAAUAUGAAAGAGUGCGAGAGCGUCCUGCCCAUCCAGAGCCUGGCGGAUUUCUGCUUCAGGAGGUCGAAAGUUGCUACGUCGAUUCAAGAAGUCACUCCUCACUCCCCACACUUCAGCACUUCCACUUAGUUAUUAACAACUGAUAAUCAACGAUCAAUAAUUAUUAAUUAACGCCACAGUCAGUUUCUACAGUGAUGUUGCAGUGGGGAUAGCGGUGUUCUGAGGGUUAAAUCUCUGUAAACAAAAUAACGAGUAUACAUAACGUUAUAGAGGUAUGCCGUAGGAAAAUACCAAAACAACAAGGAAUCACGAGAAAGAUUCAUACAUUUGUAUACGUGGUUAUCUUGACAAAGGGAUACGAGUAUCUGUAACUAAUAUAUAAAAUAUAUAUCAAGUAAAACACGUUUUAUGAAAUAGUAUGGACUGAAUACAAAUAAUAUUUUUCAACUGUGACAACAGGAUAUAAUGAAGCUAAAUUUCAGAACGCAAGUCUUAAAUAUGUUCUCUCCCUUUCCUCAAAUAAAUAAACUAUAAACAUCACUGUAUAAAGCAAACAUGAUAAAUCAAAGGAACUUAGGAAAUGUGUUGUAGAUUAGCACUAUGUUAACAAGUUUAGGAUUAAUGUUAUAUUUCAUAUUUAUGCAAUCUUACUGCCACAACUACUUCUACUAUGUGAAUGGUCUCAAAA